Messenger RNA from Salvia miltiorrhiza (redroot sage), 1134 nucleotides. RefSeq lists its product as uncharacterized. Bases 502 to 1071 code for a protein of 189 amino acids. The record is from RefSeq and is a predicted model, not a curated record. The transcript has 2 exons. Gene Ontology annotation, molecular function: DNA binding. NCBI's taxonomy places the organism in Eukaryota, Viridiplantae, Streptophyta, Magnoliopsida, Lamiales, Lamiaceae.
AGCGCUGAGAAGCGCACAAAGUGCACAAAAGCGAGAAGCGCUGAAGCACGGGCUUUUAGUAUGUUAGGGUUAGGUUUUUAAAUUUUAAAAAAACUAGGUUUUAUUUCAUUAAAACAAAAGCUUGCCUCCAGCCGUCUUCUCCCAUCCCUCUCGCGACCUUAACCUCUUCUGCCCACCAUCCGGCGCCGCCUGCCGUCGCGCGCCGCCUCCAGCCCGCCGCCGUCGUCGCCAGCUGUCCGCCGCCGCCGCCGGUCAUCGUCCAAAGGUAAAGUUUCCAGUUUUCCUUCAUUUUUUUGUUCGGUUUUUUCAAGUUUGUUUUUACUGUCAGUUUUUUUUUUUGUUUUUGGGUCAUUGUUUAAAGUUUCCGGUUUUUCCUUUUGUUGUUCAGUUUUUUAAUUUCAUUUUUGGGUAGCUGAAUUUUUUAAAAUGAAUAUUCAUUGUCCAGUUUUCUGUUUUUUUUAAAUAAAUUCUGAUUUUUUUUAUUUUUUUUUCAGUUUUUUAAUGACUUCAAAUAGUUCACAAGUAGCAUCAUCAACGGAUGGAGAUGAUCCAGCUAAAAGAUAUGGGACGCCCAAUCCUUUGAAUAAAAGUAAUUGGACGUGUAAUUUUUGUUCUAAAAGUACGAAUGGAGGAGCGUAUAGAAUGAAACAACAUUUAGUUGGAGGUUUUAGGAGUGUUAAAAAAUGUCCUAAGGCUCCCGAGCAUGUAAGAGAGGAAGUUAGGACUUAUAUGAUUAACAAAGCAACUUGUAAGGUGACUAAUAGUUUUCAAAGAUGGGAGCCUCAAGGUGAGGAAGAAGAGGAAGAGAUGGAAGUAUUGGGUAGCUCGUCACACACCGUCACGAGUAAAGUAGCACCGGCUCCUAAGAGGAUGAAGGGUCCUUUAGAUGUGUUACUUGCCCCUAAGAAACCUAACCCUCAAUCUCAAGAAAUAUUGAAGGGUAGGAAAGAAAGAAAGGGGAUUUUUGGUGCUUGUGACAAAGUUUGUAGGGAAAAAGCUUGUGAAGCAAUUGCAAGGAAGUGGAUGAGGUGGACACCAAAAUGUUGGAGUUCAAGAAAGAAUGGGCAAUAAAGGGUUGUUCUAUUUUAUCCGAUGGAUGGCGUGAUUCGGUGGUGCAAAAAGAUAUUGUCAACU